AGUGGGGCAUUGAGCGCAGGCGCGGAGCGCUCUAGUGGGUGAGCUGAGGAGGGGGCGGGCGGCGGAGGAACGCCCCCAUCGGAGCGGAGCGGACCGCUGGAGCUGGAACCCAAGCCCCGCGGAUGUGCGGAGGACUCUCCGCUUUCGCCAUGGAGUACGUGUGGGAGGAGGUGACCCUCACCUUUUCCCGGGUCCCCAUGUUCCCUUUCUUCGAUAUCGCCCACUACCUGGUGUCUGUGAUGACACUGAGGCAGCAGCACGGAGCUCUUGCAGUGGCAUGGCAGAAUCCUUUAGUAAGCUGGUUUAGUGCUAUGAUGUACUGCUUUGGAGGGGGAAUUUUGUCUGCUAUUUUGCUUGGAGAGGCUCCAGUAAAAUUCCUUGAAAAUAACACAAAUGUCUUAUUGGCAUCUUCAAUCUGGUAUAUUGUAUUUUAUUGCCCAUAUGACAUAGUUUCCGAGUGCUAUCGUUUCCCGCCUGUUAAACUCUUGGCUACAGGAAUGAAGGAAGUGACCAGAACUUGGAAAAUCGUAGGUGGAAUCACACAUGCUAGUAGCAAUUACACAGAUGCCUGGAUGGUGUUGAUAGCUGUUGGAUGGGCCCGAGGUGCUGGUAGUAAUGCAAUCAUAAAUCUGGAGCAGUUUCUAAGAGGGACUUGGAAACCUGAAACGAGCAAAUCGCUGAAGAUGUCCUACCCUGUGAAGAUAAGUCUGGUGGGAGCAGUUCUCUUCACAUUACAGCACGCAGGGAAGCUGCCAAUGGAAAAACAUAGUCUUAUGUUCUGCUACACUUUUUUUAUUGUUGUCACGAAGAUAGCCAUGAUGCUUACUGAGUCUGAGUCUUCUCCCCUCACUCCUUUUGAGAUUAUGCUGGGUCGAAUGCUGUUUGGCUUUUGGCAGAGCGAUACUUCAUCAGUACCGUGUAAAUCAUCUUUCAAUGGUACAGGCACAAGGUCACAACACUAUUCAACUAAUGUUGAAACUAAGAGGAGACAUAAUAAGAAGACAGAAUAAAUUCACUUGGCAAGCGCUGGGUUGCCAAAAAUAUUUUCUUACUUGUUUACCUCGCAAAUUGUGAUAAAUAUUUCUGUUGCAAAUGAUGUGAAGAAAGGAUGAUAUGUAAGGAAAUGCAGGUGACAAAAAGUAUUGCCUUCUGCUUGAGAGGGCUACUAUUAACCCUUUAAAAGAGGCAAUGUAGAGUGUAAUUUCUUGUAUCAUGUAAGAAUGUUUUUUUGAGUUAAAUGUAAAAGAUUCUAUUGUGAUCAUUUUUAAUAGUUUUAUAUUGAUGAAAUAAGGCUAACAUUUUUACAAGUGCUAGGAAAAUAAACCUAAAAGGUAGUUACAAAAUAACAAAAAAAGUUUUCACUUUCCUUAGCGUUUUUCAUGUACCAUUUUUAUUUGUAUAUGAAAUAUACCUCCAAUUUGCACUGCUAAUUACCUUCUAUAAUUUAAAGGUGUGGAAGCUUGCCAGUCAUUUAAUUGGAGCAAUGAAGGGGGAGAAUAAAACUUUACUAAGGUAUUUCACAUUAUGAGUUGAAACUAUAUUACCAGUUUGUUUCAGGUACAUUUUUCUAUCUCUUGUCCAUAAAAUGUAUCUAAAAUUUUAGGUAAUUAUAUUAUUGACACUGGAUAUUAGUGAUGUGGAGUCCCUAGCUAAAACCUACCUUUUGUUUAAAAGAAAAAAAAACAAACUUUUUUUUUCUUCCAAAAUAAAUCAGGGAUUUUUUCAUUAAUUAUUGAUCUCAUAUUUUCCAUUCUAAGAAUUUGUCCCUUCUUUUCUUUCACAAAGUACAUUUGUACUGUCUGUAGGAGAAAUCAUUAAUUGUUAUCAACAUUUCACAUAACUGAGGACAAAGAAAGGCUAAAGAAUUUAAGCUGAAUACAUUGUGGUAGUUGUCAUUUUAAAGGAGUUAUCCCAAUCCUUAAGUACAUCAUAUUUUUAAAAUAGCAAUUUAAAAAAUCCCUUUUGGAUAUCCUUUUCUGUUGUGGCUUUUUUUUUAGGUGAAUAUUCCUUACUACCUGUUUCCAAAACCAGUUUUCAUGAGUCUAAUGUUUAUAAUAUGCAGGUAAAUAUAUCAUUUAAAUUAAAAUGAAUUGCCUCCAUGUGAAAAUGUAGCAUGUCCCUCUCCAGAUGUCAAUUUUUUUUUAAGUAACUCUUAGAUUUUGGGUUAUGACCAAAUACCCAAACAAAAACAAUAAAAACACAUAGUAAUCCAUUUGAACACAGAAUAAUGGCAUUAAAUCUAAUUCCUUUUUGGCAAAAAAAAUUUUUUUGAAGUAAUGUUAGAUUUACAUGCUUUAUAUUGCAGUUUCAAGUGCUAGUUAACACUUUGAGGCUUACUGAUACGGUUUCAUGUCCCCAGACUGUGGACCUAUUGCUGUUGGAGGAUUAACAAGUACUGGGCAUUUUUGGAUAGCUCAGAAACAUUAAAAUUCCAUCCAAGUAACUGGUUUACAGAUAGCCAGAAUGUUUUAUUAUCAAGAUAUAAUCAACACUACAGGUUCUAUGAUUUGAACACUUGCAAAAGAACAACACAGAUUUUUGAUAUGCAUGAAAUGAUAAGUAUAUUUUUAGUAUUUUUUAUUUUAAAAAAGCAUUGAAUAAGAGUCUUGUAUAACAUUUGAUACUCUUAGUGUUUUAACAUUUCAUAGUAAUACAAGAGAUCUAAAUGUCAGGCUAAAUAUUACCUGGUCAUUUUUACACCAAGUUUAUGUGUGACAAAGUGUUAAAAACUAUUCUUGAAGUUUGCAGAAUUACUGUAGCUGAAACAGACAGUGUGCUGUUUUAUGUUUGUAUUAGAUACAUACUUUUUAACAUUAAAGUAAUUUAUUCAUCACUUA
Phascolarctos cinereus (koala) is the source of this 2837-nucleotide messenger RNA. It is a transcript of the gene TMEM38B, whose product is annotated as transmembrane protein 38B. Gene Ontology annotation, cellular component: membrane. Gene Ontology annotation, molecular function: potassium channel activity; identical protein binding. The record is from RefSeq and is a predicted model, not a curated record. Gene Ontology annotation, biological process: potassium ion transmembrane transport. Lineage: Eukaryota; Metazoa; Chordata; Mammalia; Diprotodontia; Phascolarctidae.